This is a messenger RNA of Leptinotarsa decemlineata (Colorado potato beetle), 562 nucleotides long. RefSeq names its product B1 protein. NCBI's taxonomy places the organism in Eukaryota, Metazoa, Arthropoda, Insecta, Coleoptera, Chrysomelidae. Gene Ontology annotation, molecular function: odorant binding. The record is from RefSeq and is a predicted model, not a curated record.
CUGCCAGCAGCAUAAUGAUAUUCAGAUCUACUACAUCUGUUUAGCUGUGAAGUUGUAAUCUGAGUUGGAUAUGAAGACUAUAUUAAUUUUUUUCUGUGUUGCGAUAGCUGCUAUGGCUCAUCAAAUUACACCAGAAGAGAAAGAAAGACUGAGGCAAGUCUAUCUUGCUUGUCAAGCGGAUCCUAAGACUUACUGCGAUGAAGAUUUGUUAAAGAAGUUUGGUGAAAAUGCUGAAAAUAAACAAGUUGGAAUCCACAUGUUAUGCAUGUCUGUGAAUGCUGGUCUGCAGACUAAGGAAGGUGAUCUACUCAAAGAUUUCAUUAGAACUAGGAUUGACAUGGUGACUCAUGAUAAGUCGAAGGUUGAUGAGUAUCUAGAGAAAUGUGCUGUUCUGAAGGAGACUCCCGAGAAAACUGCUGUGCAACUUUGGUUAUGUUUCAUUAAGAAUGAUAUUAAGUAUUACCACAAACUGUAAAUAUGAAAUCGAAUCAUUUUGAAGAUGUUAUUUCAAAUUAUUGAUAUUCCUGUUUUUUUAUCAAAUUAAAAAAUUCAUUUGACAUGU